AUGUCCCAAGUCAGCCUCAACCACACCCUCUUCACAGAAACAAAAGACAGAACAAUCCUAAUAACCGGCGCAGCACACGGUAUCGGUCUAGCAACAACAAAACUCCUCAACGAAAAAGGUGCAAACGUCGUCCUAGCUGACCUAUCCCAAUUUCGUAUCGAAGCAGAAGAAACCAUCAUAACACAACUCGCACACCCAGACCGAGCGGCCUUCUUCCCGGCUAAUAUCGUCAACUGGACUGAAUUGACGGAAUGUUUUGAAGCGACGAUUGCCCGUUUCGGUGGACUUGAUAUUAUCGUUGCUUAUGCUGGUAUCAUGGAGUCCAGGCCAGUGCUUGACCUUGAGGAUGUUGAUGAGGAUGGGAAGUUACUUGAGAGUUAUGAGGCUGGGAGGACACCCACUUUCACACCCAGCCCCCAAUCCCAAAAGUCAAUCCUCCUCGUUGCAUCGACAUCAAGCUAUUUCGGCGGGACGGGCGUAACAGCUUACAUAGCUUCCAAACACGGCGUGCUUGGUCUUCUACGCGCAUGUCAACCAACGGCACAGAAAUACGGAGUCCGAGUCAAUGCCAUUGCGCCAUUUCUAACGCCGACUCAUAUCACUGCUGGUUUUGCGCAGCGGUGGGAGGAGGCCGGAUUGGAGAAGAAUACUCCUGAUCGGGUUGCUGAGGCUAUUGCGCUUGUUGCUUUAAAUUGGAGGAGGGAUGGGGAUUGUAUUAUGGUAUGA
Molecule: messenger RNA, 726 nt
Organism: Penicillium antarcticum
Lineage: Eukaryota; Fungi; Ascomycota; Eurotiomycetes; Eurotiales; Aspergillaceae
Product: SDR family NAD(P)-dependent oxidoreductase
Exons: 2
Coding region: 1-726 (241 amino acids)
Source: RefSeq, a predicted model, not a curated record